AUGACUUCGGCUCCGUCCGCCGGUCGCGAGCUCCUGAACCCGCCGUCCGACGGCAUUUCGAAUCUCCGAUUUUCCAAUAACAGUAACCAUCUCCUCGUUUCUUCAUGGGAUAAGCGUGUGAGAUUGUAUGAUGUGAGCACCAAUUCGUUGAAAGGCGAGUUUAUCCACGGCGGCCCAGUCCUCGAUUGCUGUUUCCACGACGAUUCCUCCGGUUUCAGCGUUGGCGGCGACAACAAAGUCAGACGGAUUGUUUUCAAUGUUGGCAAAGAGGACAUUUUGGGGACGCAUGACAAACCAGUGCGCUGUGUUGAGUAUUCUUACGCUGCAGGGCAAGUGAUCACUGGGUCAUGGGAUAAAACAGUAAAGUGUUGGGAUCCGAGAGGCGCUAGUGGGCCGGAACGGACUCAGGUGGGAACGUACUUGCUGCCAGAGCGUGUUUACUCUCUGUCACUUGUUGGACAUCGUUUGGUGGUGGCGACUGCAGGAAGGCAUGUCAACAUCUACGAUCUCAGGAACAUGUCUCAGCCUGAGCAGAGAAGGGAGUCUUCACUCAAGUACCAGACGAGAUGUGUUCGUAGCUAUCCUAAUGGAACAGGGUAUGCGCUUAGCUCUGUUGAAGGAAGGGUUGCGAUGGAGUUUUUCGAUUUAUCAGAGGCUGCUCAAGCUAAAAAAUAUGCUUUCAAAUGUCACCGGAAAUCCGAGGCUGGAAGGGACAUUGUUUACCCUGUGAGUGCCAUUGCCUUCCAUCCCAUUUAUGGCACCUUUGCAACUGGAGGAUGUGACGGUUUUGUCAACAUAUGGGAUGGUAACAACAAGAAGAGGCUCUAUCAGUAUUCAAAAUACCCUACAAGUAUCUCGGCACUGUCAUUCAGUCGUGAUGGUCAGCUACUGGCUGUUGCUUCAAGCUACACGUUUGAAGAGGGAGAGAAAUCGCACGAACCAGAGGCCAUCUUUGUAAGAAACGUUAAUGAGAUCGAAGUGAAGCCUAAACCCAAAGCAUACCCAAAUCCUGCGGCUUAG
Messenger RNA from Microthlaspi erraticum, 1020 nucleotides. NCBI's taxonomy places the organism in Eukaryota, Viridiplantae, Streptophyta, Magnoliopsida, Brassicales, Brassicaceae. The record is from the annotation of a GenBank genome assembly.